GCGAUCAGUUGAGCUUCGUCUUCGUGCAAGCCUUCGCUGCUAUCGUCAUGGCCGAUAAAAACACCGACGCACUUCGGAAAGUCGCUCUUACUACUGGCGAAUUUUCCAAAAAUUUUUUGACGACCGUGGCUGGUGACACUUCGAGUAAUUUGGUCGUAUCCCCGUUGAGUGCUCAAGUUGCGCUCGCCAUGGCUGCCUAUGGAGCUGGCGGCAAGACAGCAACGCAAAUGCGAAAAUCUCUGCUACUUCCGGAAGACAACCAGCUCGGUCAAUCCGGCUACAAGUCUCUGAUCGAAAGAUUGAACGGUGUGAAGGAAGUGGAACUGCGCAUCGCGAAUAAAAUAUAUCCUGCAAAACAGUUCGUGAUAAAAUCUGCGUACAAGGAAUUAACUGCUAGAAAAUUUUUGUCCAGGUGCGAGGAACUGGACUUUCACAAUUCGGAAGCGGCUGCUCGUACCAUAAACUCCUGGUGCGAACAGCAGACUAACAAUCGUAUCAAGGAUGUAAUUGCCAGAGGCAGCCUCCAUCCCAACACAGCUCUGGUUCUCGUGAACGCUGCCUACUUCAAGGGUAGCUGGGCCAAGAGGUUCGAUCCAUCUCUAACUGCGGACAGACCAUUCCAUCUCAAUGAUAAAACUAGCAAAAUCGUUCCUACCAUGUUCUUGAAGCAUACAUUCAGGUUUGGCCACCUUCCCGAAGUCAAUGCAAGGUUCAUCGAACUCCCGUAUCGGGGCAACGAGUUGAGCAUGGUUAUAAUACUGCCCAAAGAAGUGAACGGGCUCAAAGCGGUACGGGAUAAUCUCCACAAAGUGAAUUUGGCAGCGCGGUUAAAGCGGACAGGUCCAAGCCACGUUGAGCUGUCUCUACCAAAGUUCAAAAUCGAAACCACGUUGAACCUCGAGCAGAGUUUGAAAAUUUUGGGAAUGACCGACAUGUUUCAGGACGGGGCUGAUUUUUCUGGCAUCGCCGAUUCUGGACUCAAAAUUAGCAAGGUCGUCCAAAAGACCUUCAUCGAAGUCAACGAGGAGGGUAGCGAGGCGGCUGCUGCUACCGUUAUCGUUGCUAUGCCAAUAAGUCUUGAUGCUCAGCCCCCGCCACCAGAAAGAUUUAUCGUCGAUCGGCCGGUGUAUUAUGCGAUAUACCAUCGAGACUUGGAGGUAACCUUGUUUAAUGGAUUUCUCCACCAACCUUCCGUGUCAUAAGUCAUGAUGAUGUGGGUAUAGCUGUGUAUCUUAAAUAAAUGUUUACAUCAGAUUGAAGUGAAACGAUCAUUUUGGAACUCGAACACCUAUGCGUUGAAAGAAUGAUUAAUUGUGUGAAACCAUUAAGUGGGUACUUGCACGGGUGCAUGGAUGAUGAAUGUCAAUUCUCGUAUUUGAAUGCUGCGCUGGCGAUUUUAUUAUAUUCCUGUUACCGUGCAGCGUUGUGGAAAUAUAGUCAUUAUAAAUGUCGGUUGGACUAACCAUUAGAUUUAUAGCGUGUAAUAGAACUUCACAUAAUGACCCUUAAUUUUUGUAAA
This is a messenger RNA of Neodiprion virginianus, 1519 nucleotides long. RefSeq names its product serpin B6-like. The transcript has 2 exons. Gene Ontology annotation, molecular function: serine-type endopeptidase inhibitor activity. The coding region runs from base 48 to 1202 and encodes 384 amino acids. Lineage: Eukaryota; Metazoa; Arthropoda; Insecta; Hymenoptera; Diprionidae. The record is from RefSeq and is a predicted model, not a curated record.